This is a messenger RNA of Dentiscutata erythropus, 2826 nucleotides long. Lineage: Eukaryota; Fungi; Glomeromycota; Glomeromycetes; Diversisporales; Gigasporaceae. The record is from the annotation of a GenBank genome assembly.
AUGGGAUUUGAUUUAGAAAGUGCAAAAUUGGCCAUUCCGCAAGGACUUUUUCUGUUACCCGGAGAAACCAUUGAAUUUAUAGCAAAAACCUGCGCGAUAAAACUUUUUGAAGCUACUGCUGAUGGUGGUUUUAAAGAAUGUGAUGAUGGAACCGCUGAAUUCUACAGUCAAUCGGAUGGUGCUGCUAAUGAGUCGACAGUAUUAAUCACUAAUUAUCGAACCUGUUAUCGACCUGUAAGAAAUUCCACAAAUUUCCCUACAUCAUCGUUACAUCCACAAAUAGAUAUGAUACGUUCUACUACACAAAUUCCACAUCUUUCCAUAUCUCAAAUUGAAGAGUCGCAAGCACAAAUUACGAUAUCCCUCAAAUUUUCUCCAUCAAAAUAUUUGAUUAAAUUCUCAAAGCCAAAACCAACCGCAUUAGUAGGAAAUUAUAUCAACAUCCGAACCACUGCGAAUUCACUAUGUCAUGAUUUUUCAACUAUAAUGAAACGAUUUGUAUAUCCUAGUAAUUUAGAAUGUACUUUUGCUUUUCAUAUGGGUGAUGCGGAAGUAUUUAAAAAAAACUCUUCGAUAAAACGUGAUCAAAAUGCUCAACGUAAUCGUAAAUUAACAUUAGAAGAAAAAAUCUUUGAGGAAUUAUUUGGGUAUAGAAUACAAAAGGAGUUUGAACGGAUGCAGAUGAAUAAAGAUUCUUGGUGCAUCGCAUCUAUUAAUGAAGAUUUUUCAGUAUCUCCAACUUAUCCUCAAGAUUUUAUUUUGCCAACACAAAUUCUUAAAGAAACGUUAGCAAAUUUAAACUCAUCUAGUCAUAAUGUAUUGAUGAGGAGUGGGCAACCAAUGGUUGGAUUUUUGGGUUCAAGAGGAUUAGAAGAUGAAACACUGAUGCAUGAAGUUCUUUCCACCGUUGAUGAAGAACAUCAAAUUUUAGCAGCAACGAUGAUAAAUGCAAGAGGUUAUGCCGCAGCUUUUACUAAUGGAUGUCAGGGAGGGGGAUAUGAAAAUAUAGAGAAUUAUCCACAAAAUACAACUUUACAAUUUCUUGGACUUUCAAACAUUCAUACAAUUGCCGCUUCACAUUCCGCUUUACUACGCGCAAUCGCAACUAACGCUUCAUCACCGAAUUGGUUCUCGUUACUUAAGGCUACAGGAUGGUUAGAUAAUGUGGCUGAUUUACUAAGAUCUGCUGGGGGUAAAGAAGGUGUUGUUGGAAAACUUGUUGAUGAAGAUGCUAGUGUUUUAGUACAUUGCACAGAUGGUUGGGACAGAACCACACAAUUGGUUUCGCUGUCUCAAAUAAUGGUGGAUCCAUUUUAUCGCACAAUUAAGGGUCUACAAGUGCUAAUUGAGAAGGAAUGGAUUGCCUUUGGACAUCCUUUUCGUUCACGUAGUGAUCUCCCUUAUAAUCUUUGUAAUAAUGAUCCAAGGUCACCUAAAAUUAAACAAAAUUCCCGUAAUUUCAAGGAGCCACAAGCUUUAGAAACCGCACCAGCUCCCGUGUUUCUUUUAUUCCUUACAUGCCUUCAUCAUAUCUUAGAACAAUUUCCAUCUGCAUUCGAAUAUAACGACUUCUUUUUGCUCUGUCUUGCUCGAGCCGCUGCCGGAAAUUCUCCCUUUGGAGAUUUUUUGUGCAAUUGCGAAUGUGAACGAGAGGCCAUACAAUUACGGGAGAGAACAAGAAGCAUAUGGUCAUGGGUCAAAGAACGUAGGCAAUGGUUCAGAAAUCCAUUGUAUCAAAGAAUUCGCCCAUAUGACCUAAUUCAUCAUAACGAUCACAGUACCUGGAGUGAUCAUUCGUGGAAAAAAGAUGUUUUACGUCCAGACACUGAUGCAAGGGUUAUUACAUUAUGGUCUGAUUACUAUUUCCCAAAAAAAAAUGAUUUAUCAAUUGCCUUAUUGUCAAUGCCUUAUUGCGCUGAUGUCGAACUGGAAGAAGGUAUCGGACCUUCUCAACAUCACAUUGGAGGAUUUCCUUCAGAAUAUUAUCUUGUCAGCCUUUUCAUGAAAAGAAAAAGGCGGAGAAUUGCAGAAAAGGUUUGGACAAUUUGGAGGUCAUUUUUAUUGGAAAAUAGACAAAAAUCACUAAAAGCAAAGAAAGAUAGAAAAAAAUUUGUAAAUGAAGAAGAAAAAUGGGCUGUUCUUCGUGGAUCAGAGUGGAAAGAUGAUGAGUUAAACCAAUCGCAAGAAACGCAGGAUAGAACAAGUAUUGAUCACGCAAAUAAAGACCUUGAUAAAUCAUCCAUAUUAUCUUCAUCACAACAAUCAACGUGUGAAAAAUCGGAUAGUUUACUUUCGACUGAUUACGAUGAUGAUACAGAUGAAUUAGAUGAGGAUACAAAUAUAAUGUUAUCCAGAGAAAUGUGUGAAAGCCAAUUUUUGGAAUGGGUUCAUCUGUCCAGCCAAGGUAGUGAAGACUCCGAGACGACCAGGAUAUUAGCAGAAUUACUUAGAGAAGCACAAUUGGAUGAACAUUUAGGUCAGAGUAAAUGUCAAGAUAAUGAUUCUUUGGCAGAAUUAUUGAAAGAGGCCAUAUCUGAAGAUCAAGUUUUUUGCCAGAACAUACAUUCAGAUACUGAGGAACUAACAGAAUUGCUUAAAGAAGCACAAUUAGACAAUCAUUACUUAUGUAGAAGUAGAUGUUCAAAUACCUCAUCCAUUAACCGAAAUUCCACUUCAAACUUUACCUUUAAACCACCAAAUUCGAUCAUAAUAGAAAAUAAUACACCAUCAGACGAAAAAGAUUUUGUAGGUAUAGUGCCGUCACUAGAACCAUUAAAACCAAUUAACUCACCGGAUCUGAGUGAGUUUGAAUUUGUGCUUGUAUAA